AUGAAGUCCUCAAGUCUGAACCGAAGCGUCUUUCGCGCUAUCCUAAGUAACAGACCGUACAUCACUCGAGAAUGUCGAAAUCGACUGGGGAGAAGACCACCACACCACUUCCUCACGACCCCAUAUACUGUUCACCAGAGACGCGGACUGUUCGGUCUGAGUCUUGGAGCUGACGCUAAGAGCUUUCGUGCCGCAAGGAGCACGCCAGCAAAUGUCGAGCUUGCUUUGAGCAGAUUAGUUGAUGUGGUGAGGGCGAGAAGAGCGAACACUCGAUUACCUCCUGAUGAACAGAUUGUCGACGCCUUCAGAUUCCUCUUCGCCGCAAGGAUCGACUCACCCCGACCAUUGACGAGAAAUGAGGUGUUCCUUGCCACCGAGGCAUUCAGGCAUCUGCAAGAGCAUGGACAUAUAUUAUCUGGAGACGAGAAGACCAGCUUGACUGAAGAAGACCUUGAGCAGGUCCUGUUGGCAUUGGCAUCGGCGCCUGGCAGAGAUAGGUUCCGGACAGACGCACGCAUACUCGCGACCUAUAUCUUCGAUUCGCUCCAAGAACAUUUUGGGAAAGCUGAAACGCUGCGUGUUCCUUUAGAGCAGGGACAAUACCCGGCUCAAGGGUCGUUGCUGUUCACUUACAUCACCGUCUUGGCCAAAACUGGUUCCUCUCACGAUGCUCUGCAACUACUGCGGCAAUCUCCAGCAAAAUCUGAGAGACACAGCCUUCCGAUGUGGAUCACAAUUUUGAAGGGGCUAGCCAAGGAGGGACGGACGCAAGAGUUCUGGGAGAUCAUGCAAGAGGUACAAAUCACUGUCGGACCUCUUGAUGCCAUGUCACAGGAAACACUUAUAUCCUUUUUUGCUGAGCAUAACGAGAUCCACCCUUUGAAGAAGGUCUUCGACUUGACCCUGGAGGAUGGGCAGGUCCCGACCUCUACAUCCCUUGUCAAAGCCGCUGACUGCGCCAUCGUUAAUGGCGAACUGGAAUGGGCGUCACGGCCAGUUGCAAUGCUACAGGAGAGAACGGACUCUGGAGACAUGGCAGGGACGCUGCUCCUGUGGCAGGCUGUCCGAGAUCCCGAUAUCAAUUAUAUUCGCCACCGGAUCGAGCAAUUGACAGAGUCAGGGGUCACGGACGCCCUCAGUAUGAAAGCAAUCAAUCGCUUGAUCGAAUAUGCCUACUCCCAAAACAAUGCCGAUGGCGCUUCCCAGUUUCUGCAGCUGGCAGAAAGUCUAGGACUGAGACCGGACGCUAAAACGAGAUCUUUGCAGUUGGCCUAUCAGCUCAAACAGGGUGACCGUGCUGGUGCGGCUCAGACAUUCGAACUGCUUUCCAGGGAAGAUUUGCCCGUUGAUCGAUGUGAUGUUCCUGUCCUCAACCACUAUAUUUCAGCUCUGUCAUUCUCCAAUGACCAUGAGUAUACGAGACUCAUGCAAGUGCUCGACCAUAUUCUGGAGAGCGGGGCCGAUCUUGAGGCUGAAGCAAUCGCCGGACUGUGCCAUGUCUUCCUCGAAAAAGACGAAUUGGAAGAGGCCACUGGCUUGCUCAGACAUCGAGUGGACUCAUAUCCUAUGGACGACCGAGCACGCAUUGCGGCAGUUUUCCGUCAAUUCAUUGCGAACCCCGCUGUGAAGGCUCAGCGCGCUUUCAAUGCCUAUGAGCUUUUCCGUCACGCGUUUCCAGAAAGCACCGUUGAGGAACGGCUGCCUCUGAUGCAAUCCUUCUUUGAUCGGGCGCGUCCUGAUCUCGCAUGCCUAGUCUUUGGCCACAUGCGGCAACAGGAAGACCUUCGGGCUCGGCCGACUCCUGCAGCAUACGCGAAAUGUUUCGAAGGCAUCGCGAAAUGUAAAGAUAUCGACGGCCUGCAAAUGGUCUACAACAUGCUGAAGCUUGACCUGGAGGUGGAGCAAACGACGCGCAUCCACAACGCCUUGAUGGCUGCCUAUACCGAGUGUCAACAACCCUUUGUGGCCAUCAUCGACCACUUCUGGAAAAUCAUGGACUCGCGUGAAGGCCCUACGUUGAGCUCUUUCAUGCUCGCUCUGCGAGCUUGUGAGAAGUGGAUUCCUCAAGGCGGCCACCAAGCCAGACAUAUCAUGGCUCUCAUGCAAAGCUUCAAUUUGGUCAUCACCAGGGAGGUGUAUGAAUGCUACAUUGGGGCACUAGCCGGCCAGUCCGAAUUUGAAAAUGUGGUGGAAUUGAUUGAUGAGAUGGAAAAUGAUAUCGGCGAGCGUCCAGACGCUGUUACCAUCGGGACUUUCUACAACGCUAUCCCAUGGCAAUACCGGAAGGACGAAGUCGAGAAGUGGGCAAAGAAAGCGUAUCCAGAGUUAUGGGAAGAGCUGGAAUCGUACGGAGACGAAAUUGACGAAGAGUGGGAGAUUAGGUAUUUCAAGAUUGACAGAAGGAUCGACAUGGAUGACGAGCUGUUGUUCGGGCCAGGCGAGUAUCAUCCUGUUAUUGCGCAGGAAACUCAGAGUAUGUUGGAAACGCCAGCGACAUAG
Capronia coronata CBS 617.96 is the source of this 2499-nucleotide messenger RNA. RefSeq lists its product as uncharacterized. The transcript has a single exon. Lineage: Eukaryota; Fungi; Ascomycota; Eurotiomycetes; Chaetothyriales; Herpotrichiellaceae. The coding region runs from base 1 to 2499 and encodes 832 amino acids. The record is from RefSeq and is a predicted model, not a curated record. Gene Ontology annotation, molecular function: protein binding.